CCGAGUGUUUUGGAAGGGGAAGACGGGGAUGACCAGUGGAGAGCUUCACAUGCAGAAUUUAGUUAGACUGAAUCGGUUUUAAAUAACGCUUUUCCAAGAAUAUGGUCUGCUGUACGACAGCUUGUGAUUUAAAUUUUUGUUGGGUAUUAGUUCACAAAUGCAGGGGAAGUCAACAAAUAAUCAUCGUGAAAUGACAUUCGCAAAUUUUUUUCUGUGUGUGAUGGAGAAUGAAAGGCGAUCGGGUUUGGUUUUUGAGUUUGAUGACUGCUGGUAGCAACUGCUUUCAAUCGCUACGGAUGCGCAGGUUCUCCUGGAUGGAUCUAGCGGAGCCGAUUGCCUAAGCGGUGGGCCAGAGGCAACAUGGGAUUAUCGGAUCCUCGCCAAUGGUCCAGAAGGUGAAGAACGAAAAGAAGUUUCAAGUGGAAGAAAAAAAAACAGGAGAGUGUGUUUUGAUAAUAAGCUUUUUUGAGUCUCCGAGAGCAACGCCGAGAAACAAAGGCACUGGGCGCACACGUAGCCACACCCACUCCUAGAUCGUUCGUUCGUCGUCCAUCGCUACCCCCUCUAGCCCUUCUGUUUUCAGGAAUCUAGGGUAUUUGCGGUGCAAAUCAGGGGACACGGUGCGUUGUAUGACAGGAAUCUAGGGUAUUUGCGGUGCAAAUCAGGGGACAUGGUGAGUUGUAUGACAGGAAUCUGCUGCCACUGCAACACGGAUCGCCUCUUCGUAAUAUCCGAAGCAAAUGGCUAGGGUGACAUAAUGAUUUACAAAUCAAUCCACCUACAACGCAACCCACGAGAAAUAUUUUCCCGAAUCGUGAUAAUUGUGGUGGUGAGGGCCGCGUAUUCUUGUUCACCAGAGUUUAAUUUUAAAUAUUGUUAAAAAGUCACAUUGCACUGUAGAAAGUCGGCCGUGUUGUCGUUUGUUCGUUCAUCCGUCACCUGGGCCAGUUCAUAUUCCUCGCCUCUUGAAAGUGGUUCAGUGGAAGGCAGGCUUUAUCUCCCAGUUGCGUGCUGCUGGUGUCGAGGCGAGAGUUGUGCGCGUGCUCCAUGCCGCUCGCCGCUGGCUGCGCAGACAACAGACUCACCACCGAAUCCGUCUCGAGUGGCCUGCACAGAUCUUGUGGGAGAUUUAGCUAAAUUUUUGUACUUACGAUUGUUUGUAUGAAUUUAGUGUGGUACUCUCCGGCGAGCGUGGGGCAUCUUUGUUUUCUUCGCACAAGGUGCAGAGCGAAGCAGCUUCGGAUUUUGUCUCAUUUUGGUGGCGAGCUAGUUACCUUAUACUGCAGAGUUGGAGUGAAUGCUAGCCACAGCAGGAACGACCUUCUACCAUGCGUUAUCGAUUGAUAUGAAUCUGGGAGCGGCAAUUCUCUCCCUCGUGAUGCCAUUGUCAACACAGCUGCGCAGUCGUCUGCAGUGACUUUUGAGUCGUGCUCUUGCCCAGCCUUUCUGCUAGUCGCAUUUGCAUUUUUCCACUAGGUAGUGAUUGAGAUCAACCUCUAGAACGAAUCCUUGAAGGAAUCCAGACAGGUUGCUGUUGUAAUUGGGGGAGAUAGCGAGAUCGGGAGGGAGACAGAAAUGACCCCAGGAUUUAAUAUACCACCUUCUCUUCCUUUACAUAGUAUUCACAAGGGUGUCGUAGCCUUCUCGUGAAUCUUGUGGUCAUCACUCACUCUUCAUUACUUUGCACAUUAAUGCAUAGCUGAAGUUUACAUCUCCUCCCUAGUCGUGUCUGCGGACUCUGCCUUUAAGCGUGACUGUUCUCGUUAUCACUACUCGAAGACACCAUUUGAAGCGAUCCUUCCGUAGCAGUUGCUGGGAGACAACUAAGAUUCUGAAAGUGCUUUCAAGCUUAUCCUUGUGUGCGACGCACAUUCUAGUCUAUUUACUGGUCGAUAAAAAUGGUACUCUGGGUUUUUGGCUAUGGCUCUCUAAUAUGGAAUGCGGGUUUUGAAUAUGAGGAGCGUGUGGUAGGGUUCAUCAAAGGCUACACACGUGUUUUCAAUCAAGCCAGCACUGAUCACAGAGGUACACCUGAGUACCCUGGACGGACGGUCACGUUGGAGCCACAAGAAGGUGAACGGACAACGGGUUGUGCCUUCAAAAUCUCAGGCUAUGAAGCUGAACAACUAGUACUCUCGUAUCUUGCGAUACGAGAGUUUGAGUACGAUGUACAGGCUUUCGUCGACUUCUACACAGAGGAGUCCCCUAACAAACCAGCUAUCACUGGAGUUCUUGUAUAUAUUGGAUCCCCUGACAUGUUGAAGAAUCCGUAUUACUUGGGGCCAGCUCCCCUAGGAGACAUGGCGAACCAAAUAGCCACGGCGUCGGGCCCUGCCGGUCCAAAUUUCGAAUAUUUGUUUCGGCUAGAGAAGUCCUUGUAUGCAAUUGGUUGUGUGGAUGAGUAUAUCAUCGAGCUCGCAAAUGAGGUUCGAAAGGUUAUAGAGGAGUAUGAGCAAUGGCAGCUGAAAGAUUUCAAGAAAGGGAACCUGGCAAAGAUAUACGAGAAGAGUUUCGACGAUCGAACGCUGUUGCAGAACUGUGUUGGAAUUGCCUCAUAGCACCAAAGUAGACAUUCUUUUAUAUUCUAGCUAUAAUAGACGGUGCCAAUAACCUCACGUUCCGUAUAAUUGGAUGAGAGACAUGUGGGUAUCCAUUCUAUCCUCGCUGUUCCUAACCUUUUUUCUAAGAGCAGUAUCCAAUGAAUAUAACACAAUUUAUUAAAUCAUGGACAGUUAAUGAUCUAACUAGCUUAGCUUUUAACCUAUUUGUUUAGCAGCUAACAUGUUUUAGAGUAGCUCAAAGCGUCCAGACAUGUGAUUGUCUUCGGAGGCCAAGUGCUCUUGGCUUUUGUAAUGUAUGUAAAUAAAUGGAGAAACUGAUUAAAUUGGAAACA
This is a messenger RNA of Physcomitrium patens, 2893 nucleotides long. Its product is annotated as gamma-glutamylcyclotransferase 2-3. Gene Ontology annotation, molecular function: glutathione specific gamma-glutamylcyclotransferase activity. Gene Ontology annotation, cellular component: cytoplasm. NCBI's taxonomy places the organism in Eukaryota, Viridiplantae, Streptophyta, Bryopsida, Funariales, Funariaceae. Gene Ontology annotation, biological process: glutathione catabolic process. The record is from RefSeq and is a predicted model, not a curated record.